AUGGACUCUCAGAUUCAAGCCAAAGUCAACGAGUGGCUUGCAUUCGACAAGAACCCAGCUACGCGCGCCGAGAUCGAGUCGCUUCGGGAUGCGGGGAACACGGAAGAGCUCAAGCGACGACUCAUCGAAUCGAAUUCGGUACAGCUGGCAUCUCAGGGACUCUGUGCCUAUGUCCUCCAAAAUGUUCCAAAUGCGACUGAGCGCGGUGUCGUCGUCGGUCACGACCAUCGUUACAACUCUGAGAAAUGGGCCCAACUGACGGCUGCGGCGUUUGUCUCCAAGGGAUUCAAGGUUUAUUUGUACAAGGGCAUUGUGCACACCCCUCUAGUACCAUAUACAGUCAGCAAACUGAACGCUGCAGCGGGAGUUAUGAUCACUGCGUCACAUAACCCUAAAGACGAUAACGGCUAUAAAGUCUAUUGGGAAAACGCCGUCCAGAUCAUAUCCCCACAUGAUGCCGCCAAUGUGGACAAUCUAGUCAUUGACCGCACUGAAGAAAUGACAGUUGCGUAUCUUGGUUAUAUCGCAUCACUUAGUCGUACCAGAUUGGCGUCUGCAGGGAAACAAAUGCUUCAGUCCUCUCAAGUUUACCAAUACCUCCAUGCAUGGAGUUUCUCGGGCAUCAUCGACCGAGCAAAUAAAGUAUUCGAUUUUAAACCUUUGGAGCAUGUAAAAGAACAACAAGAUCCCAAUCCGGACUUUCCACUGUUGCUUUCCCUAAUCCUGAAGAAAAGGUGCAUUGGACUUGGCAAUCAAGACUGCGAACGCAUCUGGUUCGUCAAAAAGCCAGACGGAACGUGGUUCGUCUUUUCAGGGGACCAACUUGGAAGCUGUUUGCGGGUGGAUAUUGAGGGAUACAAAGCUUCUGGAAGACCUAUUGAAAAACUGGCCAUGGUUGCCUCUACGGUCAGCUCCAAAUUAAUCGGUGCAAUGGCAGCCAAGGAGGGAUUCAAGUUUGUCGAAUCUCUCACCGGAUUUAAAUACAUUGGGAAUGCAGCUCGUGCGCUCGAGGCCGAGGGAUAUAAUGUACUAUUUGGAUAUGAAGAAGCAAUCGGGUUCAUGCUUGGUGAAGAAGUUCGUGAUAAGGACGGCGUUUCAGCAACGUCGGGAAAACUAGCGACCGAUUACUUGGAGGAGAUUUAUGCACAGUAUGGAUAUUUCAGGCCAACAAGCAACAGUUACUUCAUUUGCUCCCAAUCUGAAAUAGUCGACCAAAUAUUCGCUCGCCUUCGAUCAUACAAUGACCCAGCUUCGUUAUCUAAAGACAAAAUGUCUCAAUAUCCGAAAUCAAUCGGUGGUCUCACUGUUAUGGAUAUCCGUGACUUGACUACAGGUCAUGGGUUCGAUAGCAGAGGACAUAUGAUCACAUUCAAGGCAAAGGGAGAUGGAGUAGCGAUUGUUUUGACGGUUCGUACGAGUGGAACAGAGCCCAAGAUCAAAUACUAUCUAGAAGGCAGUGGUUCUACCCGCGAACAAGUUACGAAAGCGUUGGCUCGAGUGGUUGAUGAACUUCGAGACGAGUGGAUGCAAGCCAAGUUGCAUAACUUAGGAAUUCCAGGCGCGUAG
Rhizoctonia solani is the source of this 1566-nucleotide messenger RNA. RefSeq names its product phosphoglucomutase/phosphomannomutase, alpha/beta/alpha domain protein. Bases 1 to 1566 code for a protein of 521 amino acids. Gene Ontology annotation, molecular function: phosphopentomutase activity; magnesium ion binding. The record is from RefSeq and is a predicted model, not a curated record. Gene Ontology annotation, biological process: carbohydrate metabolic process; purine ribonucleoside salvage. NCBI's taxonomy places the organism in Eukaryota, Fungi, Basidiomycota, Agaricomycetes, Cantharellales, Ceratobasidiaceae. The transcript is spliced from 24 exons.